CAGGAAGUAGUGUUCUUGCUUACAUUUUUUGGGUCCAAGCGAAGUAGCACAAUAACUUAGUGGUUCUGUAAAACAAUGGUUGACAGUUGAUAAGGAUUAUUUAUUUUAAAGUAAUUUUAAUUUACGGGUUUUUUCGGCCAUGUCUGCAAGCUGCUGCUGGUGCUAUUUAACCGUGGUGUUUCUGGUCUCGGCUCCUUCGUUCUUGUCGUGUCUGCUAGUGAAGGGCGCUCAGGUCGCCUUGGUGGAGGUUCUGCUGAGAGAACGUCGGGACGUCAGCACCGUUCUACAAGGCGAGGUGCUCGAGGCGACCUGGGAAAGCAGCAGCGUCCCCGAAAAACACAAUCAACAACAAGAGCAUGAUCUCGAAGGGGACCUCAUAUUAGUGAGUGAUGUUACAGCUAGCUCUGCUAAGUAAAACCACUGGAUUUGUAUUUGUAACAUGAUAUGGAUCUAAACAUUACUGUUAUGAGAAAAUAACAGUGUAUGUAUACAGUAAUUGAUAUUGUCAAGCAAAAGCUUCAAAUGUGUUAUGUUCACCAUUGCAUUUUGAAUCAUCAAGCAUACAAUGUCUGCAUAGGAUAAGUCUAUAUUACCCAGUAAUAAUCAUAUAAUGACCCCAGUGUUUCCAAUUGCCAUUGGUCAGGUGCAGGAUGAGGAGCCGCAAGUGAGCCGGGGCAAAGGUGGGGGUGUCCAAGCCAAAGACCAGGAGCCAUGGAUAGGUGUGGUGCCUGUCAAAGUGGAGGAGAGCAAAGCUUCCACUGCCGGGAACAGUCAGGAAUCCUUUGCUGCUGCCGUUGUCAAUAAAGUGAGUUCAGGGACAAAAAAAGACCAUGAUUUUGGGUAUUUUCACAAAAUGUAAUCCAUAGAAUGAUUCUUUGAAGGAAGGAUUGUUGACAUUUGUAUCUAAAAGCAUAAUUGGCCUUAGCUAGGCCUCCUUUAAGACUCCAAGAGUGUGCAAAGCUGUCAUCAAGGCAAAGGGUGGCUAUUGGAAGAAUCUCAAAUAUAAAAUAUAUUUUGAUUUGUUUAACACUUUUUUGUUUACUACAUGAUUCCAUAUGUGUUAUUUCAUAGUUUUGAUGUCUUCACUAUUAUUCUACAAUGUAAAAAAUUGUAAGAAUAAAGAAAAACCCUUGAAUGAGUAGGUGUGUCCAAACUUUUGACUGGUAGUGUAUAUUGUUGAACAUAAUAUGCUCAGUGGUUCCCAACCAGGGGUACUAGGACCCCUGGGGGUACUUGGCCUAUCCACAGGGGGUACUUGAGAAGACUCAUGAGACCAUAGGCUUAAAAAAUGCACAUAAGGGGGUACUUCAGGGGUACUCAAAUCAAAAUCAAAUCAAAUUUUAUUGGCCACAUGCGCCGAAAUACAACAGGUGUAGACAUUUGUAAGUCGCUCUGGAUAAGAGCGUCUGCUAAAUGACGAAAUUGUAAAAAAUGUAAAAUGCUUACUUACAGCCCUUAACCAACAAUGCAUUUAUUUUUUAAUAAAAAAGUAAAAUAAAACAACAAAAAAGUGUUGAGAAGAAAAGAGCAGAAGUAAAAUAAAAUAACAGUAGGGAGGCUAUAUAUACAGGGGGGUACCGGUGCAGAGUCAAUGUGCGGGGGCACCGGCUAGUUGAGGUAAUAUGUACAUGUGGGUAGAGUUAAAGUGACUAUGCAUAAAUAAUUAACAGAGUAGCAGCAGCGUAAAAAUAUGGGGUGGGGGGCAGUGCAAAUAGUCCGGGUAGCCAUGAUUAGCUGUUCAGGAGUCUUAUGGCUUGGGGGUAGAAGCUGUUGAGAAGUCUUUUGGACCUGGCACUCCGGUACCGCUUGCCGUGCGGUAGCAGAGGGAACAGUCUAUGACUAGGGUGGCUGGAGUCUUUGACAAUUUUGAGGGCCUUCCUCUGACACCGCCUGGUAUAGAGGUCCUGGAUGGCAGGAAGCUUGGCCCCAGUGAUGUACUGGGCUGUAUGCACUAUCCUCUGUAGCGCCUUGCAGUCGGAUGCCGAGCAGUUGCCAUACCAGGCGGUGAUGCAACCAGUCAGGAUGCUCUCGAUGGUGCAGCUAUAUAAUUCUUUGAGGAUCUGAGGACCCAUGCCAAAUCUUUUCAGUCUCCUGAGGGGGAAUAGGCUUUGUCGUGCCCUCUUCACUACUGUCUUGGUGUGUUUGGACCAUGAUAGUUUGUUGGUGAUGUGGACACCAAGGAACUUGAAGCUCUCAACCUGUUCCACUACAGCCCCAUCGAUGAGAAUGGGGGCGUGCUCAGUCCUCUUUUUUUCCCCUGUAGUCCACAAUCAUCUCCUUUGUCUUGGUCACGUUGAGGGAGAGGUUGUUAUCCUGGAACCACACGGCCAGGUCUCUGACCUCCUCCCUAUAGGCUGUACUCCGGGCAGAGCAAACAUUCAGUUGGUGAUAUAGUAACCGAAAAAGGUUGGGAUCCACUGCUCUAUGGGCAUAUCAAAGUUCAAGAGUGGGAUCUCUGCUACUUUUAACGUUAUGAUCCAAUUUGUAAGCAUUACCAACAGUGAAUGUGAAAAUGGAUUCAAAAUUGUAAGCCCAUAACUUUCAAACCAGCAGAGAGCACACUCUGGAACUUUGAUAUGCCCGUAGAGUAUAUUAUGUUCAACAUUAAAUUUCAAAAGAAUUGCCACAUUUUUCUAUAAUCAUAAAUGAAUGUCAAGAAAUUGUUAUUGAAAUAGAAAUACUACUCAUAUUACAGAGCAAGUGGUAAAGCUUCAUAUGACACAAAUUGUAGCUUUGUAGCGCCUACAGAUUAAACAUUAUGGAGUCUUGAAGGAGGCCUGGGUAAGGCCGAAAUGUCAUAAAUAUGCCAACUUUGAUCAAUUAUUUCUCAAUUAUGCUUUUAAAUACAAAUGUCAAAUAUACAAUGACUAUACCAAACAUUAGGAACACCUUCCUAAUAUUGAGUUGCGCAACCUCCCCUCCCCAAUCCAUGUCUCAAUUCUUUAACCGGUCUCCUCCCCUUCAUCUACACUGAUUGAAGUGGAUUUAACAAGUGACAUCAAUAAGGGAUCAUAGCUUUCACCUGGUCAGUCUGUCAUGGAAAGAGCAGGUGUUCUUAAUGUUUUGUAUACUUAGUGUGUCAACAAUCCUUUCUCCAAAGGAUCAUUCUAUGGAUUCAAUUUAGUGAUAAUCCCCUAAAUCUAUUUUUGUCCUGGUUUUGUGAGGAAUCACUCACAUGGUCAUGGGAAGAACAGUCAGUGCACUGUUUUGUUGAAUAAUUUGUAUAUUUGGUGAAAGAAGUGUUGAGACACACGACAAACUAUACCCUGAUCAGUGAGAGAUCAAUAACUUUCUGAAUGUUGUAUCUGUUCUUCAGCACCACAGAGUUUCACCUACGGUUGCAAAGGGAGGGUAUACAGUGGGGAGAACAAGUAUUUGAUACACUGCCGAUUUUUCAGGUUUUCCUACUUACAAAGCAUGUAGAGGUCUGUCAUUUUUAUCAUAGGUACACUUCAACUGUGAGAGACGGAAUCUAAAACAAAAAUCCAGAAAAUCACAUUGUAUGAUUUUUAAGUAAUUAAUUUGCAUUUUAUUGCAUGACAUAAGUAUUUGAUCACCUACCAACCAGUAAGAAUUCCGUCUCUCACAGACCUGUUAGUUUUUCUUUAAGAAGCCCUCCUGUUCUCCACUCAUUACCUGUAUUUACUGCACCUGUUUGAACUCGUUACCUGUAUAAAAGACACCUGUCCACACACUCAAUCAAACAGACUCCAACCUCUCCACAAUGGCCAAGACCAGAGAGCUGUGUAAGGACAUCAGGGAUAAAAUUGUAGACCUGCAGAAGGCUGGGAUGGGCUACAGGACAAUAGGCAAGCAGCUUGGUGAGAAGGCAACAACUGUUGGCGCAAUUAUUAGAAAAUGGAAGAAGUUCAAGAUGACGGUCAAUCACCCUCGGUCUGGGGCUCCAUGCAAGAUGUCACCUCGUGGGGCAUCAAUGAUCAUGAGGAAGGUGAGGGAUAAGCCCAGAACUACACGGCAGGACCUGGUCAAUGACCUGAAGAGAGCUGGGACCACAGUCUCAAAGAAAACCAUUAGUAACACACUACGCCGUCAUGUAUUAAAAUCCUGCAGCGCACGCAAGGUCCCCCUGCUCAAGCCAGCGCAUGUCCAGGCCCGUCUGAAGUUUGCCAAUGACCAUCUGGAUGAUCCAGAGGAGGAAUGGGAGAAGGUCAUGUGGUCUGAUGAGACAGAAAUAGAGCUUUUUGGUCUAAACUCCACUCGCCGUGUUUGGAGGAAGAAGAAGGAUGAGUACAACCCCAAGAACACCAUCCCAACCGUGAAGCAUGGAGGUGGAAACAUUAUUCUUUGGGGAUGCUUUUCUGCAAAGGGGACAGGACGACUGCACCGUAUUGAGGGGAUGAUGGAUGGGGCCAUGUAUCGCGAGAUCUUGGCCAACAACCUCCUUCCCUCAGUAAGAGCAUUGAAGAUGGGUCGUGGCUGGGUCUUCCAGCAUGACAACGACCCGAAACACACAGCCAGGGCAACUAAGGAGUGGCUCCGUAAGAAGCAUCUCAAGGUCCUGGAGUGGCCUAGCCAGUCUCCAGACCUUAACCCAAUAGAAAAUCUUUGGAGGGAGCUGAAAGUCUGUAUUGCCCAGCGACAGCUCCGAAACCUGAAGGAUCUGGAGAAGGUCUGUAUGGAGGAGUGGGCCAAAAUCCCUGCUGCAGUGUGUGCAAACCUGGUCAAGACCUACAGGAAACGUAUGAUCUCUGUAAUUGCAAAAAAAGGUUUAUGUGCCAAAUAUUAAGUCCUGCUUUGCUGAUGUAUCAAAUACUUAUGUCAUGCAAUAAUAUGCAAAUUAAUCACUUAAAAAUCAUACAAUGUGAUUUUCUGGAUUUUUGUUUUAGAUUCCGUCUCUCACAGUUGAAGUGUACCUAUGAUAAAAAUUACAGACCUCUACAUGCUUUGUAAGUAGGAAAACCUGCAAAAUUGGCAGUGUAUCAAAUACUUGUUCUCCCCACUGUAUUACUGGACAUUUACCAGGAAACUACCAGAUGUUUUGUUUUAAAUCAAGGAUUUUAUCAAUGUAAUCUAUCACAAGAUAUCUAAUGGCCCUUUUGGGUACUUCCGAUUUUUACAGGUGUCUGUAAUUAUCUCUGGCCCGCUGUGUGGCCUUAUCACAUGUAAAAAAUAGAAUGACAAUGCUGUAAAACGUUAUCCUAAAUAUAAACCAUCACCUUAGUGAAUACUAUUGGUGUUUAAUGUGAGGGUUUCAGCAUGAAACAUCCUUUAUUCUUUUACACACUUUUAACGCAUGCAAAUAUAUAUCUGUGUGGAUAAAGUAAGUCUGAAGUAAGUAUAACCACUAUCUCGCUUUGUUAGAUGAAACGAGCGUUGGUCCUGGGGGCUUCUGCACUCAUCAUCCUAGCCCUCAAUCAGAACACUGUCAGAGAGGUAAGAGUCAUUUUCCUACACACUGGCUGUGUUAGUGCUGGGCUGGAGCAAAAGCCUGCACACCCUGUAGCUCUCCUGGACCCGUGUCGGUGCCCACUCCUAUAGAGCAUGACACCAAUGUUGCUCUAUAAUUGUCAGCUGUUAGAGGAACCACUCCUCUACUACUGCUUUACAAUACAACCCCCAUAGAGAUAGAACAAUUAUAUAUGGUCUAUGACAACUACUAUUCUCUCCUGGAUUCUCCUUCUAGAUGGAUCUGUCCCAAGUCCUCUCUAAGCCAGUCAUUGUCAUCCAGACAUCAGAAAAUGUUACCAAGCUUAUCGGAGCACUCCUCAGGUACCACAGUGAUGGAAAACGAAACAAUACUAGUCUACACAAGGAUCCCUCUCAGUAUAGCUUUGAUCGUAUGAAUAGACUGUAGCAUACUGACUAAUAUAGAGACACUGAGUGAGUUAACUCCGUGGUUUCUUUCAUAGGGGCCUUCAUGCUACUGCAAAAAUCACAUACAAGACUAUUCUACAGGACAACUUGGUAAGAUCAUAUUUUUGCCAUAAACUUCAUCACCUUAGAGAACAGCAAAAUAGUCAGUCGGACAUUUCCAGUUUUCUAUGCACUUUAUUGUCCAGCUCAUGUUAUUACUUUGGAUGUGUGUAAAACCUCCUCUCUGGUGGUAUUGUAGGGGGCCACCCUGACGUUGUGGUCCACGUGCGGUCUCUCCCGAGGUGGUCUGUAUGGAGAGUGGCAGGGGGUCAUCUGCACUGGAGAGACCAACUCACAGGUCCAGGUGUGAACACCAUGGCAUACUAUCAAAUGAAUAGAAUGUAUAAUAGGGACAACAAAAUACAUGAUCAAUGACAUUGUAACCAAAGUAGUCCAUCGGAAGGUCAUCUGAAUUUUACGCUACAACUCCUCACAGGCUAGAACUAGCAACUCACUGAUCUGUGCAACUCAUUGCUUUUUCAUACAUCUCUGUUGUGUGACAAGCGUAAACAAAUGAUUUAGAGGUAGGCUAACGUCAGUGCUCGGUCCUGUUAUGGGUUGUCCUCCAGAAGUACCUGCAUCAGCUGUGGAACACGGUCCUACUGGUGGCUCUUAUCCUCUGUACAGGGGUCAUAGUUCAGGCUCGAUGGCAGUACCAGGACAACCAACUCAAUGACGACCUGGAGGUAGAGCUUAAGCAUUUUCCUCUUUUAAUCAUUCAGCAAUUAGCAGGCACACUAAUCUAGAGCAAAUGUAAGUAAGCGCAGACACUGGACGACAGUAUAUCAGUGAGAUGCUUCAAAGGUAAUAAUGUAGAAACAUUCACCAUAAUAUUAAUGACUCAACCAUUCUAUAUCCUACAGUUACCAAAACAGGACAUCCUGAAGAGACUGUCGUCCCUGAAGACCAGGAUGUACCGGUGGUGUGACCCAGCCCAGCUAGAGACCGACAACUGUGCCGUCUGUCUGGAACAGUUCACCAACAACCAGGUUGACUGACUGACUCCUGAGGGGUAUACUACAAAGCAGGAUCAAGGAGUUAGCCAGCUAACUUGUCUAAAUAUUCUGAAAUGGCUUUUUUUUUUUUUUUUACAGAUAAGCUUGAAAUGGGCAUGGUCGAAUUGACUAAACAAAAAACACAUAUCCAAGUUUAGCUUUUUAACACUAGAACCGAUGGGCCUCGAGGGACCCUCCUUCAAGCUAAUGAGCAGUCAUUCUGACUGCAACAUUCUAACAGUGUAAUUCAUACAUUUCAUAUAUUCUAUCGCAAAAAUAAUCAUUUAGUUGUGUUUAUGAAGGUCUUAGGUAACAUUAGAACACAAUUAUUUUUAAAUUUAAAAUAAUACAAUAGCAUUUUCUUUAUUUUGUUACUGUAGGCUAUAUGUAAAAACAAAAAAAACACACAUUCAAGUGUUCAAUCAAUUUUAUUUGUGGAGUGCCUUAGUUACAACUAUGAAACGGAAAGCAUGUGUUGGAAUGCGGUAACAGCUUAUUUUUAUUACGUCAAAAUAAAAUAAAUACCCCAACCACCAAGACUCACGGUCAGCAAGACGUACGGUCAAAUGAUGAAAACAUCAGUAUCCUAAACAUCAUUAUAAGCACCAAGUGUUCUUAAUAAAUAGUGAAAGUCGGCACAAAAGCAAUAAUUGCAUUAUAAUGUGUCGAUAUGACAGCAGUCAAAAAUAGUAAAUGUCAGCUCGUGCUUACAUGGUUUGCGUCUUCACGCAGUGGCAUCAGUCGGAGAAUGCCCAUGUCACAUAGGCAACGCACUCACCAACUUUUGUUGUUUAUGUUGUUUUUUGCUUGAGGUGUAGGGCCUGCUCUUUGUGAUGACAUUUUGUGCUGAUUGUCGUCCCAUAGCAUUGUCACCGGCUUGUUCUAUCUAUCUAAACGGUGCCGUCCCUUCCUCUCUCACCAUUUCAUUUGGUGGUGGCGCGGGCACCUGCUCAGUGCGCUUUUUUGCGCUUAGGACUUGGAGGUGUAGGUUCAGGCUGAGGCUCAGAAUCAGAAGAAUAAUCAUCAGAGAUGUCAUGAUUAAUUUCUGAGUCGUUUUCAUUUAGAUUUUGUAGUAACGCAGCAUGUGCAUCCAUUCGUCUUGGUCUUCUUGUCAUUGUAAAUUACGCAUGCUCUCACUGUGUACUCCAAGUAGGCCAGAGUAGACUGAUAAGACUGCUUGGAUUCGAUGGACUGAUAUAGAGCCUUUCUCCCCCAUCAUACUUUACUUCAUUUAUUUCAUCUGUUGUUAUGUGUGAAAUUAAUUUCAGUAUAGUUUCAUGACAGUUAUCGGUGUGAUUAUCAACUGGGCACGGCACCUUCCAUCUGUCGGGAGAAGGGGGGGGGAGCAGGCCCUACUGUCGGGAGGAGGGGCAACCUCCAUGACAUGGGUUAUAACUGUUAUAAAAUGGUUAUAACUCCAGUUCUGUUUGUGAUAUUAAGAUUCUAACAGCGACAGUGUGCUGUUAUAAAGACUUAUUUAGGAAAAGUCAAAGAUGGAGGGGGGCAUAACUUUAAAAAUGGCAGUAAUAUUUUUUAAAAAAUUCAUUAGCAGUCCAAAUGACUGCUUUAGCAAUUCUAGCGUUAAUGAACCAGAAAAUCAACAGUUAUUUUUGGCUUUUAUUUAAAAAAAGUUAACUGGCCAACUAAUUGAUCCUGCUUUGUAGUAUACCCCUCUGGAACUACAUGGAAAGUAAGAUGCAUAAACAUAUACAUUCUGUAAAUUCGACUUUUAGACACAAGGGUUAGUAGUAUGCUAACUCACCUGUGUGUUGCAGUGUCUUCGUGUGCUGCCCUGCCUCCAUGAGUUCCACAGGGACUGUGUGGAUCCGUGGUUGCUCCUGCAGCACACCUGUCCUCUGUGUAAACGCAGCAUACUCAGUAAGUUAUACACCUGUCCCCAGAGUAAACGCAGCAUACUCAGUAAGGUUUACACCUGUCCCCACUGUAAACGCAGCAUACUCUGUAAGUUAUACACCUGCCCCCUGUGUAAACGCAGCAUACUCUCUAAGAUCUCUACUUGCCUGUACACUCAAGUGCAACUUUAUUUGCCAUAUGCAAUUAACACAUUGGAAAUCUAAUGUAGCGCUGGUCAUUGUAUUUGGUACCCGGUUAAGUCAGCUAUUCGCUUUAACUGUCAUCUUUCCCUUCCAUCCACAGGUAACCUCUGUAGAGACAGCUAAUGGUAGCCUUGGCCCCCCUCCUCACUUCACUCUGACCAGGGCCCAGUUUUAAAAAAACUUUUAAUCUGGAUCAGAAUGAUUUUGAUUCUUUUUUGCUUUCCAGGAUUAGUUCGAUCUGGCUGUUUUUGAGCCGGUUUUUCAGAAAAACAACCCCGGAUAGGAUCAUUCUGAUCCAGAUACCACAAUAUCAAGAUCACAGAAUUUGGAUUUUCAGUGCUUUGAACAGGCCUACACCUUGCCAUCUACUGGACAAAUUGUGGUACUACUUCUACACUGUCAUAGGGAAACUGAGAUGAUUAAACUACAUGAAUAAAGGUACCUUGAUCUAAAUCCACCCUUCCAGUGGGAUCAAGAUAAUCUAGAUUUUUGGCAUCAAAACUAUCCUAAUCACUACCUUUUUGAGUUUUGAAAAAUGCAAAAAAUGAAAUGAUUAAAGGUCUGAUUGGAUUUUCCAAAUCCUUAUCCCUAUCCGGAGGAUCAUAAUCACAUUUUUCAGUUAAAUGUUUUAAAUAAUUUUUUAUCCUGUCUGAUUGCCGAAAUCCGAUCAGAUAACUUCUGAAAAACUGGGCCCAGAACAUUGGGAUCAAGUUUCGUCUUGUCGUUUUACGUGACUAGUUUUCAGUAGCAGUUCCAGACCUCACCUCUUCCUCCUGCACUGGAUUGUGGGCCGGGGAGCUUCUCCCAGCAGUUGGCCUUCUUAUUGGACGGUGAUGACCUCUGACCCUUUGGGGACAGCCAAUCCUGAAGCAGCUUCACUUAUCUAUGUGGUACUGUAAACCAAAUGUUACUGUACCAGUACUAUUGUUGAAACAAGCAGUACUUUCAUCCUGGGAUAACAUACUGUACAAUGUUGUUACUGUAUUCUCUCCUACCCACCAACCCACCUCUCUCUGGCCGGUAUGUCAUGUGUAUGUGUGAUAGAGUACCAGUAAAUACUGGUACCUCAUGGUGGGACUGUCUAUACAUUUCUAGAAGGGCAUUCUAAUGUUCUGUGAAUCUGUGGUGGAAUUCCAUGAAUGUUCUUUACAGGGAAAUGAAUGUUAAGUCUAAGGUGUUUUAAUGUGAAAACCUAGCUAACGAAAGUCUUCUUUUAAGUAAUAUUUGCAUGGAUGUUCAAUGCAAUAUGGUACAAAGCAUGGUUAAGUGUGUUUCUAACUGGCAUCAAAACACAAUCAUUUGUGGCCCAUAUUCCACCAUUUCACAGGGUCAGUAUAAUCUAAAAAGUUUUUAAAAAAUUAUAGAUGUGGACUAAUUUCAACCAGACUAUUAUUGUGUACUCUAAGGAGUAUAAUUUCAAAGUUUGUAUUAAUUCUGAAUUAAUAGGAAUAAGGGCAGGGAGAUAAAGAGAGAAAAUUAAAUUGUUAACCAUACUUUUGUUAAACUCUAUAUAGAGAGACUGCUCUGUGAGGUAAAUGCCUUUUUCACCAGAUAACCAGAGUAGCAGAAGAGACAGACAAGUUACAAACACCCUUCAAAGACAUCCGCGCUUACAGUCUACUACUUGACAGUACUUAUGUUAUACUAAUCCUUUAUGUAGUCCUUAUUAGUUAUUUUAUUAUAAACCACAGUGACCUUGCAGAACUGAAACAGACUUGACCUUGGCUAACCAAUGAGUAUAGUAUGGAAAGGUGAAAGGUCAAAUGGAGCCACUUGGAUCGCACUUCAACCAUAUCCCACAAGAGGAUCUAGCAACACCUUAUAGGGAAAUGUGAAUACUCUAAAUGCUUCCUACCAUCAGCUAAUCACUAGAGAAAUAUAGCCGCACCUAUGGUAUCAUUCAGCCAUCGCUGCCACUUGAACACAUUAAAGUCACCGCUCAGUUCGCACAGGAAUACUCCAUUGAGAAAAGCUCUCGAACCACAGUAUUAAAUGUAUUUAUUAUUUUGUUUGUUUUUAAAGAGAACUUCAAAAAGCAAAUUGUAAUGUCCUUUUUUUUUUUUUUUUUUUACAAAAAUGCUCAUAGAUCUUUCUAUAUGAUUCUCUUGUUAUAAAGUAGUUGUGCAUGGCGAGUCGUAGAAGCCUCUAGAAGCUGUUCGAUGUCAUGACAUUUGUCCCCUCUUAGGCUACUCUUCCAAACACACACAGGACUGUGUUGUUAUAACGGCUCACUUUUUGGGUUGAGGCUGAAACAUGGUGGGUGGGGAUUGGCUGGGUGAGGAGACAUUAACUACCACACACACACACACUCACUUCGCUCAGAUAUUCCACACACACACGCUGCCACCUCUGGUCCUGGCCUGCCUGUCGUUUUGAUGUCUAGACCUGUAUUUAACUGACAGGUUGUGGGUUCGUUGUUCUUCCAGAUCCAGCAGACAGAGGUUUCAGUCUGACAGUCAGGCCGGUCGCCCUGCUUCUCUUGUCCCGUUGGCGUCUCCUCUCUCUCCUUUCAGUCGUAUGUUUCUUGUUCAUUUGCUAACGAUUCCAUCACUCCAAAUCUUAAUAAAUUGAUUUGUUACAUGGCAAAAAUAAAUCUUGUUUGUCCUUCACUCACUCACUCCAUUCAGUCAGCACUUUGCUUUAACUGAAUCAAUCUACAAAUCAUAUUGGACAAACUGAAACUUUCAAAUUCAAACAUGUCUCUAAACAUUCCACCAACAGGCCACUUGGCAACCAAAGUUCUGUUAUCAUUGAACUAAUCAUUUGUGGCCCUUUGUGAUAGGAAAUGGAAAACUAGAAUGUUUUACCUAAAAGAGAACAGAAAAAGGUCAAUAAAAAUGGCCUGGUCGGUGAAUCCCGGUAGAAAGAUAAUCUGACUGAUGAAGAGGACUCUGGGAGGGGUCAUCAAUCAGGGCGCAUGACCUUUGACCUCUGAGCCGAGAGUCUCUCUCUCUCUCUCUUUCCUUUUCUUCUCUUUUUAUUUCUUUGCCACGUCGUCCCGUGUUGUACGCACCGUCCGGUAGGUCAGUUGGUGGGUCUCCAUGGCAGCACUUAUCAUCAUCAGGAGGGGAUCAUACCUUUGUUCCUCUUGCGGUCGGACAUCGCCCUGCGGUUGUGGUUGGCUCCCCUGCUCUUAUGGGCCUCCUUCUUGCGUCGGUCCAGAAGGGUCUCUGUAGACUGGCCCUGGCCUUUAGGUUUACCCACCACGUCUCGCUCUCUGGCAGGCUCCGGACGGUACCUAGGGGGAGGAGAGAGGGGUUCAAAUGGGAAAUGCACACAUUUUUCAUAAACAAACCUCAAUUUAGGAUGUCUUACAUUGCAAUUGUAAGACAUGAAACAGAACUUAAGGGCAAUAUAAGACAGGGAUUUAAGUUAGUGUGUGUGUGUCUCCGUACCCCUUCCUGUGUUGCAUGGUAGCUCUCCUUGCCUCUGCCCUCUCUCUCAGCAGAGCUGGGUCCUGAACAAACUGGUCUCUCUUCACAGCACUGUCCUGAGAGAACACACCAUGUAAAGGGUUAAUGAUACAACACAUAAUGACUGAUCCAUCUAAACAGCUUAACCUAGAAAUAAGGACAACCCUACAGCAUAGCCACUGGUUCAAUUAUGUCAAACCUAAUAUAACUAAUCUGGAUAACAAAACAUGGUACAUAGAGAGCCUUAGGUAGCUAGCCUGUAAAGCCACCUUGUGGGCAAGAUGUUAAACAGCGCCAAUAGAUAACACUGACCAUGCCCAUAUUGUUGAUCAUAAUAAGAAGGGAAGCAACUGUAGAGUUAGAAUAAUAAAGAACAGGAAUCAAGGGUGGCAUUUCAGGAAAGUGGCAGGUAUCGCUCUUAACUUGCAUCAUCACAGAGAAGUCCAUAGCGGUUCUGUGAACAGCUUUGUUUAUACAGUGGCAAAUAAGAUCACUUGCAGUAAAAGCAGUCCAGACUCGCUCAAUUAGUAUUUUAAAAUACGUACAUUUUAACAUAUCUAUAUAAACAGUUCGAGAAUGAGUUUGGCAGUAGGCCAAUCAUUAUCUUGUUAUGCCUGGCAUGCAGUCUUCUCAGACAAUAUAUUCAAACUCAGUUUGAUAACAAUGAUCAGUUGAUGUAGCACUGCAGCACAGCGAAGGAUAAAUUGAAAUAAUUAGCAAAUCAUUUUGCUUUUUUAUUUUACAGGACUGAUGGUACCUGCAUCUGAUGGUCAUGGUGCUUUCAAGACAACUGGGAACUCGGGGAGGGGGAAAACGAGGUCAAAUCAUGAUGUCAGUGAUCUUCAGGUUGGAAAGCGGAGCUCUAGAAAGAUGCCAGUUUCCGACUUGGAUGACCGCUCAAAACGAUUUUUCCCAGUCUGAUUUUUUUGGGAGUUCCCAGUUGUCUUGAACGCACUGAAGUCGGAAGUCUGAGAUUUCAGAGUUCCCAGUUGUUUUAGUUCGGCAUUAGUCUCAGCGGAGGGAGGUCCCUGCUCUCUCAAUUUCCUCCGGUGAGACUGACUAGAGAGAUGGGACAAUCUUCCACCUGAUGGCGAAACUUGAGUCGCACCGCAUCAGCCUCAUGCACAAAUUCAUGCUGUUUCUAUGACCAGAGAAAGUGAAAUACUCCUCGAUAUUAACAGACACGACGAGCUGCUAAUUCAUAAAAAUGCAGGGCGAUCGAUACACUUGGCUACUCAUUCAUUGCAGCAGGAGUGGAAGUAGGGAGAAGCGUGUUUUAUGUUUUGUAAUAGUGUUAAAUAAACAGUGUUGUCAGUGGUGAAUAAAACAUUAAGACAUGAACUCACUCAUAGAAAUAGCAGCUCUUUGCUGUAUUCUUUGACAGUCUCUCUCUGGUCAUUGGUUUAAAAGUUAAGAAAUCUCAAGUAGGCUAGUAUCAAAUUUGCUGGGGCUGAGGUCGUGGAAGGGAUUUGAGCUAUCCGAUUGGCCAGCGCAAUAAGCGUACUCGAUUUAGCCACAGAUCUCCCAGUCCGCCGGGUAGGCGGAGUUAGUAUUUUCAGACCAAUGAAAUGGUUCAAAAUAGGAACACUUUGCCUACCCGGUGUGCAGGGCUUCUGAAUCAAGUGCACCUACCGCCAACAGGGCUUCUGAAUCAAGUGCACCUACCGCCAACAGGGCUUCUGAAUCAAGUGCACCUACCGCCAACAGGACUUCUGAAUCAAGUGCACCUACCGCCAACAGGACUUCUGAAUCAAGUGCACCUACCGCCAACAGGACUUCUGAAUCAAGUGCACCUACCGCCAACAGGACUUCUGAAUCAAGUGCACCUACCGCCAACAGGGCUUCUGAAUCAAGUGCACCUACCGCCAACAGGGCUUCUGAAUCAAGUGCACCUACCGCCAACAGCGCAACACCAAUAAGAAAACAAAGGCGCACAAGCCUGUAUCGUUGGGUUUUCUACAGAAAUGUUUGGUGAUCGACUAGGAAGGCCUUGGAGAUCGACCAGUCGGUGACCACUAUUCUAUACAGGAAAAUCAAUUUCUAUACACCCUACCUUCUCGUCCUCUUCCUCCCCCUCCUCUACAUUCUCCUCCUGCAUCUGUGGUCUGCCUCCCUGCCGAAGGAUCUGAGGGAUGGUGAACGGCCUGUGGGAGGGAGAGAGAGAGAGAGGUUGUGUCACACUCAAUCAAUAAAUAAAGCCCUUUUUACAUAAAUGUGGUUCAACAACAGUAGUCACAAAGUAGCACCUUGGCAAGGACAAAUCUCUUAGAGGGAAGAAAACUUGAGACUGAGCAACCAAACUCAGAUGGGAGGCUCUAGUCUAAAUGAUUAGCUAAAAUCUUAAAUCAGUAAACAGGUGUGUGUUACCUGCGAUUGAGCAGGUUGGCGUCUCCGUCCAGAUCAUUGGCUCCUACUUGGUUGACGUCGUAUGUGUCAUCAUACUCAUCAUCAUAAUCGUCCAGAUUGUAGACGGCUCCUGAUUCGCUGGGAGUCACGAUGACCUCAUCCACCACAGUCUCAUAGGUCAGGUAGCGUUCCUUCUGCUCUGCUAUGUGCUGCUUGUCAUUUAGCAGGUCCCGCACACUCUCUCCUUUCCUGAAGGGAAACAACACAGACAGAUAUACAGAGAUUACAGAUCACACACAAAUAUACAGAGCUCAGGCUUUAUUGUACAGUUCACUAUUAACCUGGUAUUCAUCUAAAAAUGACUUGGGAAAAUUGUCAUUUUGGGUGUGGUGUGGCGUAACCAGACAGAACAGGAAACGGUCUGUGACCGAGUCAUCAGGAGGCCAUCUUGGCCACAAUUAACUUUGUCCCCAGGGGGAAAAUAGUUGAUAGCGUCUGACCUCCGGCCCUUCCAGACGCGGGUCAUGUCCACCUGGUCUCUGUUGAAGACAUCAAACUCAUCAUCGUCAAACACGUUGGACCUGGUGCUGAGGACAGGAGGCAGCUCCUCCUUUACCGGCCUGGAGAGAGGCGAACAUCAACGUUAAUACCUUUUUCAGACUACCCGACCCAAACCGUGCUGGCUCUGAUAUUUUCCUUUCACAUUGUUAUUUCCAGCACGGUUCCCACAACUAUGAAGGAUGAAUAACAAGAUCAGCGCAGCACGACUCAGCUUGUGCAUCUGUGUUUGUCCACAUACAGACACCCACCCCUCUCCCUCUCUACCUGGGCAUGGCUCUGUCCAGUUUGUCCAGGUCAGGGUGUAGUCUGUCCUCUAGGAUGUAGUUAAUGACCAGUUCAGAGCUGUAAUUGUACUGGUGGAGACAGGCCAGUAGAAAUCCCUCUCCCAGGUCUGGUAGCAGGUCUCUGAUGUGGGUUAACAGAGACUCCAGCUCCCCCGCACUGAUCGUACAUGCAGCACCCUGGACAACAUAACACAUAUCAGACACGGACACACACACUAUUACAAUAGCAUCUACACAGGACUGAGGCUCCUGUGUAUUGUCUCAUAUAGGGAUAGGUAAGCUCUCAAAAUGAUUUGGUUAUAUUUGUGUAUUAUUUUGCCAGCUAAAAUUACAAAUCUGGAGGUCAUACUUGCAAACAUAAGCAACCAUUUAAAUGUAAACGGUUUCUCCUGUUCAAAAUGCGUAUCAGCCAAUUAAAAUCGUUGAUUUACUUGCACGUGACAGAACGCUAAAUGUAACUGGUCCCAUCAGAUAACAUGGCACACGUUAGCCCUAAGAUUGCCCCACCAGGCAGUGAUUAUAUCCUGGAACAAGUUCUGCAUCAGUCAAUUAAAAUCGCCGAUGUAGUUGGACGUGUUCCAAAAACGUGUUCACGGAAGCGUCCUUAACAUACCCCCAACAGCACGUUCUGAUCAUCAAAGCAACUACCACGUGUAUUUGACUGACUGGUCAAAUUACUCUCUGUGUAAAGUGCCUAGUCCACAUAAUUGUCGCAGAUUGUGGCAAGGGUUUGAAUCUCACGAGUCCCCACAUUUGAAAUGUAGAUCUACAUGUAUUGUGUUAGUGUGUUGAAAAGGGACGUAGCCAACAGCUUGAAAAUGAAGAUUAGGAAUUAAUUGAAUAAGGAGCCAUCUCUUUCUUCAGCCUUGCACACAAACACAAGGCUAUUGCCUAAUAAUCAUAUUGCAUAGGCUAUAUUACAUGGAGGUGUACACCUAAAUGUAGGCCUAAAAUAUUUUAUAUGCAUUUCCUAUCAUCUGCUUUGUCACAUAUACGUUACUUGAAUUGAGGAGGAUGAGCAUUAAAGUGUACAGUAGGAUUAUUAGGUACACCUACGAAAAUGUAUCACUCCUACAGACAGUGAGUCAUGUGGCCGUGGCUUGCUAUAUAAAGCAGGCAGACAGGCAUCGAGGCUUUCAGUUACUGUUAGAUUUAACGUUAGAAUGGGCAAAACGAGUGACCUAAGCGACUUUGAACGUGGUAUAAUCGUUGGUGCAAGGCACGCCAGAUCCAGUAUCUCAGAAAUGACUGCCCUCCUGGGCUUUUCACGCAUGACAGUGUCUAUGGUUUCCUGCGAAUGGUGCCACAAACAGCUUGUUGAUGAGAGAGGUCGAAGGAGAAUGGCAAGAAUUGUGCAAGCUAACAGGCGGGCCAUAAACAAGCAAAUAAUGGCUCAGUACAACAGUGGUACAGUUGAAGUCGGAAGUUUACAUACACCUUAGCCAAAUACAUUUCAACCCAGUUUUUCACAAUUCCUGACAUUUAAUCCUAGUAAAAAUUCCCUGUUUUAGGUAAGUUAUAUUUUAAGAAUGUGAAAUGUCAGAAUAAUAGUAGAGAGAAUUAUUUAUUUCAGCUUUUAUUUCUUUCAUCACAUUCCCAGUGGGUCAGAAGUUUACAUACACUCAAUUAGUAUUUGGUAGCAUUGCCUUUAAAUUGUUUAACUUGGGUCAAACGUUUCGGGUAGCCUUCCAAAAGCUUCCCACAAUAAGUUGGGUGAAUUUUGACCCAUUCCUCCUGACAAAGCUGGUGUAACUGAGUCAGGUUUGUAGGCCUCCUUGCUCACACACGCCUUUUCAGUUCUUCCAACAAAUUUUCUAAAGGAUUGAGGUCAGGGCUUUGUGAUGGACACUCCAAUACUUUGACUUUGUUGUCUUUAAGCCAUUUUGCCACAACUUUGGAAGUAUGCUUGGGGUCAUUGUCCAUUUGGAAGACCCAUUUGCGACCAAGCUUUAACUUCCUGACUGAUGUCUUGAGAUGUUGCUUCAAUAUAUCCACAUAAUUCCUCAUGAUGCUAUCUAUUUUGUGAAGUGCACCAGUCCCUCCUGCAGUAAAGCACCCCCACAGCAUAAUGCUGCCACCCCCGUGCUUCACGGUUGGGAUGGUGUUCUUCGGCUUGCAAGCUUCCCCCUUUUUCCUCCAAACAUAAUGAUGGUCAUUAUGGCAAAACAGUUCUAUUUUUGUUUCAUCAGACCAGAGGACAUUUCUCCAAAAAGUACGAUCUUUGUCCCCAUGUGCAGUUGCAAACCGUAGUCUGGCUUUUUUAUGGCGGUUUUGGAGCAGUGACUUCUUCCUUGCUGAGCAGCCUUUCAGGUUAUGUUGAUAUAAGACUCGUUUUACUGUGGAUAUAGAUACUUUUGUACCGGUUUCCUCCAGCAUCUUCACAAGGUCCUUUGCUGUUGUUCUGGGAUUGAUUUGCACUUUUCACACCAAAGUACGUUCAUCUCUAGGAGACAGAACGCACCUCCUUCCUGAGCGGUAUGACAGCUGCGUGGUCCCACGGUGUUUAUACUUGCGUACUAUUGUUUGUACAGAUGAACGUGGUACCUUCAGGCGUUUGGAAAUUGCUCCCAAGGAUGAACCAGACUUGUGGAGGUCUACAAAUAUUUUUCUGAGGUCUUGUCAACGACCGGCAGUGAACUCAACAAAAAAGCUUGAUGCGAGGGGUUCUCGUGCACUAUCGAUUUCGAGUCAACCGCUUUGGCAGCGUGUGCCACCUAGAAGCGAUGGUGAUAAUGGUAGCCUACAUGACUGAUAUUUGACAAAUUCAUAUGGCUCUUCUUUUUUUUUUACGCUGUACGAUAAACGUACAUGUUUUAAGGACCUCAUUUAUAUUUUUUCCAUAAAAGCACAUUAACGUGUGUGAAACAGAAACAAAAACGUGGGAUUUUCUCAUAUGUGAAAUUGUAAAAAAGUAGUAGCUGGAAGCCUAGACAAGGAUGCAUCAAUGCAAUAUUGGCACACAACAUUUUGUUACAGACCAAUGUGCCAUGUUAUCUGAUGGGACCAGCUACACUUUAACGUUCUGUCACAAGCAAGUAAAUCGACUAUUUAAAUUGGCUGAUACGCAUUUUGAGACGAAGAAACGGUUUAAAUUGAAAUGGUUACUUAUGUUCGCAAGUAUGGCCCCAUUAUUUUGGAGGUUUAACUAACAAACUACAUCACAGCUCACCCCACCCCAUAUGCCCAAACUGGUAUCUCCUAGUCAGAACUCACGUUGUCUCCUUUAUGGGGCGUAUCCAGCAUGGCCUCUGCUCCUCUGGGGGUCUCCCCUCCUUCCCCUGGCUCUCUGAUUCCCAUCUCCCCCCCCCAGGCCCCUGCCCCAGCUCCACCCCAGGCCCCAGCUCCACCCUCUGCUCCCUGGCCGGUCAGCCCGGCGGAGGAGUGUGUCUGCUGGGGUCUGGACUGGGUUCUCCUCCGGCCCACGCUAUCCCAGGCAUCCUCCACUCCCUGGAGCAGAUACGAUGUCCUGGUCUCGUCUCUGACAGGGAGGGAGGGAGGGUUAAGGAAAGACAAUGGGCAGUGCUGGAGGAAAGGGUGGUGGAGGUGUUAUUAUUUACAUUUUAGUCAUUUAGCAGACGCUCUUAUCCAGAGCGACUUACAGGAGCAAUUAGGGUUAAGUGCCUUGCACAAGGGCACAUCGACAGAUUUUUCACCUAGUCGGCUCAGGGACUAGAACCAGCGACCUUUCGGUUACUGGCACAACGCUCUUAACCACUAAGCUACCUGCCGCCCCACUGCUCUAGGAUGGAUGGAUGGAUGGAUACGUUUCUUCCAAUGAGGGGGAUGUGUAUGUUUCUAUGACUCAAAGUGAGUGAGUGAAUGAGUGAAGAGUGAAUGGCUGACUGGCGGACUCAUUGAGGAACAUGUGUCUGAGUGGGCAAGACCAGUGAGACCAUGUGGAGGAAGGAUACAGGAGAGGGAAGGCCUGCUGUAGAAGACUGAUAUCAUCAGCUAUGGGGAACUGCUCAUCGUAGUCUGAUAGGAACCUGAGAGAGAGAGACAGCAACAAGGAUGGCAUCAACAAACUUUCUUUAUCUCCUCAAUGGACAAGCUCCAAUCAGUUACACAACAUUCCAAACAACAGCAGUCAUCGUAAGAACAGUAUUAAUUAGGUCAGGGAUGCAAUGGUCAAGAAUAUUGAUUGAUUGAAGACGUUUAUGGCCCUUCAAAAGGUAAUUCUUUCCAUAUCAGGAAACAAACAAGUAUGUACUGUACCUCUUCUCUGGUAGGAAAGUAGUGAAAUGCUGUAGGAGUUCCUCCACAAAUGUCUGAAUGUUCUCUGAGCUAAAAACAAAUUAACAACAAAAUGUUCAAAGGCUGCGGGAAGGCUAUGAGCAAACAUAGGUAGGUGGAUGGUAGGUGGAUAAAGAAAGGAUGAGAAAAAGAGAAGAGAGAGAGAUAGAAAGGCGUUUUGUUCUGACCCCUCUAGUAUGGGCUGUAGACAGGUGUGUUGCAGCAGCAGGUGCGCCAUCUCCACCAUCCUCCUCCGGGCGUGACACACCCUCCUCCACAGGUCCUCCUGGAGACUGGCAGGGGGGCACGGGGGGAGGGGGGGGUUCAGUCACUCACACACGGAUGCACAAAUGAACACGCACAAAACAAACAGUUCAUACACAGUACCCACACACACACAAGCACACAUGGUAUAUACAAGCACACAAUUAAUUGGUAUAUACAGCCUGAGACAUUUGUGUGCAACAUUGUGUAAAUGUUCUUUAUAUGUCAGAAUGUUUAAUAAAAUGACAUUUAAAGUUGCUCUACCGGCUUGUCCUUCUGCUGCUAGAAAACAGACAGAAUAUCCACAGGAUAGUGUUAUUCAGACGACUUUCAGUACGCUGGUCUGUAUAUUGGUUUGUCCUUCCGGUUUUUAUUUUCAAUACUGCUGCAAUUCGCACGUGACAAACACUUGCACAAUAACGGCAAACACUUCAGGCUGAUUACGAAGAAAAGUGCUUCGGUCGACUACAUUCGGCUCUUGUUUCCAUAUUGUGCGUCACGUGCAAUGAGCCGAGCGAUUGAAAAUACAAGUGACAGAACCUACCAGCGCCGCAAAAAGUUGGGUAAACAACACUUUCCUGUGGAUACUCAAUCUCCUACCGCCAAAAGAACCAACAGCAUGUACAACCGGUAAAGUAACCUCAAAUAUAAUUGUAUUUAACAUUCUAGCUUAUAGAGACUAUUGCGACUUCUUUCAGACUGAUGGCCCCGUGUAGCUCAGUUGGUAGAGCAUGGCGCUCACUAACUGUGAGUGUCUGCUAAAUGACUAAAAUGUCAAAUGUUGUCCAUGGAGUAACCAUGGUAACAAUUUGACGUUCAGGAAAAAACACACACACACACAGUACACACACGUCUACAAAUAGAAACACACCUAUUGUCAUCAAAGUUUCUUUUCCUCACAGCCUUCUCUAUGUCAGGCACAGCCACCUCGUAGAAUGAGGCUAGUCUGAGAAGAACGAGAAGGUACAUUUUGAGCAAAAGUGAUCAACUCUGACAAAUGCAAUAUUGAAAGAAACAAAUGGUCCACCACUGUGGAAGCAGUGUAGUUGAAUAGUGGUGGUGGGAAACAAGUGAAAUACUGCUUGUUCUUGGCUGUAUAUGUUUAUCAAAUACAUUCAUUUAACCUGUUGAGAUAUCUGUGUGAGUGGAAGGUGUGUAUGCGAGCACUCUACCUGUUGAGGAAGCUGUGACACUGAAAGGUGGAGCAGGCAGCAGGGAAGAUGUCCAGGAAGGCCUGGAUUGUGGUACAGGUAUCACACAGAUACAGCACCAAAUCCACUAGGUCCUGGAAGAGGAGGCACAACCAGUCAGAACUGGUCAGAACCAGUCAAAAAUGAUAGUUACAACCAGUCUAAACUAGUCACUCCCGUACUAGGAGAACGCCAACUCAUUGAGGAGAUGGAAGAGGUUUCACAACCAGUCACAACAAUCAGUUAAAACAAACCGGUGACUCAUUGAAGAGAUUUUAAACUUCAGCUGGUUUUAAACUUCAGCUGACAUGUUUUUAAAACAACAAUCUCUGACAAGCAGUGGACUUUACUUUAUAACUGUGGUCUAUCUUUUCGGUCAUGGUGUAAAAGGCAGGUGCAGUGUGUUUAUCAUUACAGUACCUGUUGACUCAUGGUCAUGGCGGUGGGUCGGCCGUGUGAGCUGAGCUUCAGAGGCUCGAUUGCUGUGGUUCCUUCACACUGGAGACCACACUUAGCAAGGAUAGUGUCCAAAACCUGGGAAGAGACAAAGAGCAAGUCUGAAAUGGCACCCUAUGUUCUCCAAUGUGCACUACUUAAAAGUUGCAGGCUGCGACAUCUUAAAAUGCUGUGACACUAAAUUGGAAGUGAGGUAAAAUGUCAGUGUCACCUAGAUUAUGUUCAAAGAAAACCUUUUGAAAUGGAGUGUAUUAAAUGGUUGUGCUUCUUACCUGUAGGACCGAGGGCACCGCCUCAUCCAGGUCUCCAUAGUAACUCGGCUGCUGGAUGAAGAUGUUUUCUGGAAGAUAAACAAGACAUUGAUGUCAUUUAUUGAAAAAAUGUCAUCUGUUCUAGAUCCAUUUGAGCAGGUAAAGUGCUACACCAGACAAAGGGCCCUGUUGCGGAGCUCACCUAUCAUCUUAUGGAGCAGCUGAGAGUUUCCUUUCCCAAACAGAACACACAGGUCCAGGAUCUUGGGAAUGUCGAACAGGAAGUUGUCGUAAAUGAUCUCUCCAAACACAGUCGGAGUUAUAAAGCUCUCCUGAGAGUGAAGAAGAAACAGGAAAUAAAAGUUAUGUUCAGUAAGACAAUUCUCCUCUCAAUAGAAGAGUCAGACAGAGAAUAAUUCAUGUUCCAAAAAUUCUUAGCCUCUAACAGUUAAAGCUGUUUAGUUAAAACUUGUCUCUGACCCCAUCUAAACACGGUUAUCCGCUUUUAAAUGACAGGUAUCUGGACAUGCAAAAGACAGUUUCUCCAUUCAACAACACUACAUCAUUGCCUUGUCAGAAACAGACAAACCCCCAGGCUACCUAGACAGCAGUGGUACCUUGGACUCCUUGUGCGUGGCCAUCCUGAGGAAGGUCAUGAAGACGGCUCGGUGGACGCAGCGCUGCAUGUCAGCAACGGCCGGGGAGGAGGGCAGUGAGGAGGGGUCUAAUCCCCGAGGGGCGUGGCGU
Coregonus sp. 'balchen' is the source of this 22671-nucleotide messenger RNA. NCBI's taxonomy places the organism in Eukaryota, Metazoa, Chordata, Actinopteri, Salmoniformes, Salmonidae. The record is from the annotation of a GenBank genome assembly.